This is a messenger RNA of Phytophthora sojae, 441 nucleotides long. RefSeq lists its product as hypothetical. NCBI's taxonomy places the organism in Eukaryota, Oomycota, Peronosporomycetes, Peronosporales, Peronosporaceae. The record is from RefSeq and is a predicted model, not a curated record. The transcript has a single exon. Bases 1 to 441 code for a protein of 146 amino acids.
AUGGAGCGCUGGAACGCGUCCUACAAGCAUCUGCUGGAGCAGUCCGACGAGCGAGAGGAGCUUACCCCCGCGGCGCCGGAAUGGUACCUUCCUGACGACGAGCGCACGAGUCUCUAUUCCUGCCUCAUACACGGCCUCGGGACGGUGCGAGCCGACUUUAUCGAGGACCUGUGUGACUACAUGGCGUCGCCGGAAGACUUAGAUGGGCUGGUGGAUGCUUCCUACUUGGAAUCUAUCAGAAAGGGUAGUGCCGAUCCUGGAGAGCUUGAGCUCUAUUCUGCGUCCAAGCUGCACAACUGGAACAUCGAGAUCAAGACCCUUAGCACCGACUGCAAGGUAGUAUCGACAUUCGUGUACACUGUUGACAAACCUGACAAGGUGGUCCAGCUUGUACGCAGCGGUGCAUUCUUCGCAGUAAAUGUAGACGGCUACUUGCUUUAG